GCCCAUUGGAACCACUUGGUCUCCACCUCGCAUCACUGCACACUGCAGUCCGCGUUCUGGCAAUCAUGGGUUUUUGGUUCUCACACAAGCUCACUCGUCAUGUCGGUGUCAGUAACGACAAUGUGGCCCGUGCAGUAAUGAAGGAACGAACCUUACUCUCUUUUAACAAAAAGUAUCCGGCUCUUGAUACCUCCGGGGCUGAUCUUGCUCGUUUAUUAGCAUCCGAGAGCCUUGCUACUCGUGAAUGGGUAUCGGCGGCUCUACGUAGUAACACGGGUCAUGAUAAGAUGCUUGCGGCGGCCUACUUGAUUAACCUGCGUCCCUUGCAGAGUUUACGCUUUUUGGACAACCUUAUCUCACUUGUAAAUCCUGCUAAGAGGCGAAUCUGCGUCCGCGCAAUGGAUAUCAUAUCUCAGUUGUUUCAGCGAUCGUUGUUACCCAAAGACCGGGUGUUACAUCCAUUCAGCUCGCGCCCAACUGAUCUGACCGGCAUCUCCAAUGACAGUGCAACUGUGGAGGAAGCUUUGUGUUUGUGGUACUUUGAGGAAGAGAUUAAAUUCAAAUACACUAAGUUCAUCAAGUCUCUAGAGCGUUUAUUGCUUUCGAACACAGUUGAUGCGUUUAAACGUAGAGCCCUGAGUAUUUUGACGCAAUUACUUAUCAAGAUUCCUGAAGGUCGUCCGCUUGCCCUGGCUAUUAUCAUCAACAAGCUCGGGGAUGGUAACAAGGCUUUCGCUUCCGCUGUGAUUCACAAACUAAGACUCAUAGUUGGCAAGAAGCCCCAACUGACGGGUGACGUUGUUGAGGAAAUUCGUUCUUUCUUAUUUCGCCCGAAUCUCUUAGAACGAGCGAAGUAUUAUGCUGUAGUGCUUUUGAGCUGCCUAGAGUUGAAGAAUAGUUGCUCCUCUGAAGGUGGAAAAAACUCCGCGGAAAUUGCCGUCGCAUUGAUUAAAGUUUAUGCCGCUUUCUUCCAUGCUGCUGUGAAAGCCUCUGAAAUACCCGAAAGACUAACAUUAGCUCUUUUGGCUGGAUUGGGGAGAGCUACACCUUUUGUUCCUG
This is a messenger RNA of Dicrocoelium dendriticum, 1059 nucleotides long. The record is from the annotation of a GenBank genome assembly. NCBI's taxonomy places the organism in Eukaryota, Metazoa, Platyhelminthes, Trematoda, Plagiorchiida, Dicrocoeliidae.